Purpureocillium takamizusanense is the source of this 384-nucleotide messenger RNA. RefSeq lists its product as uncharacterized. The coding region runs from base 1 to 384 and encodes 127 amino acids. The transcript has a single exon. The record is from RefSeq and is a predicted model, not a curated record. Lineage: Eukaryota; Fungi; Ascomycota; Sordariomycetes; Hypocreales; Ophiocordycipitaceae.
AUGGCAUUGACACACGGCGCCCUCGGCUCAAUCAAUGCCUGUCUCGCUUCAGAUGCCGCCUUGAGCAGACUGACCCCACGCAACCGCAACAGGCAUUUCGGAACGUACAUGCUCACCCAAUGCCGAAGGCAGUCGCCCCAUUGUGCUGGCCUUGUUUGUGCAUCCUUUGGCUCCGAUGUUGGGGGAGGUCGCGAGCCGCGCCUGGUGGAGGGCCUGCCGUCCCCGGGCUAUCCCUACGAGCGCAGAGAGCUACUAUUGUUGUUUCCGUCGCUGGCUGGUACAAUAAACUAUGCAAACGGGCUUUUCCGUGGCCAUGUUGAGUCGACAGGCGGGCCUGCGGGAGCAUCUCCCUCGGUGCUCGGAACCUCGCCGAUGGGUUUCUAG